GUGCCAACUGUCACCAUGACUCCACUUACCCCCAGCUCGGUCUACCACCCCCCUCACAACCACCCUCAUCUCCGUCGCGUCUCGCCGGAACCGAUCGCCGCCGCCGCCGCCGCCGCCGCUCCAAUGGCACUGCGGAUCUCCUCUUCCGCUCUCCUCCCGAGGAGCUCGCCAUCCCCGCCUCCCGGAGCCGACGGCGACUCCGCGAGGCCGGCCUCCGUCCUCGAGCUGAGGCCGCGUGGACCGGCCGGCCCCGGCCGCCUCCGCCUCCGCGGCUCCGUCCGCGCGGGCGGCAACACCAACUCCACGGACUGCAACGGCGGCGGCGGCGGCUGCGGCGGCGGCGGCGGCGGCAAGAAGAAAGGAUCGGUGCCGAGCUCCAACUACGUGGUGCCGCUGGACAAGUCGGUGUCGGCGUCCUACUCGUCGUGCAUAACCCGCCCUCUCGCCGAGAUCCUCCGGGACCUCAACAAGAAGAUCCCCGACAACAUCAUCAAGUCGCUCCCAAAUGCUCCCGACAGCGAUCCCGAUCACGACCCCGACCAGGCCUCCAACUUCAUCCCCUGGUACCAUGCGAACCGGAUGUUGAGCUUCUAUGCCCCUGGAUGGUGUGGAGAAAUACGUGAUGUUAUAUUCUCGGACAAUGGAAGUGUAACGGUGGUGUAUCGGGUCACAGUGCGAGGAUCGGAUGGAGAGGCUCAUCGGGAGGCGACUGGGACGGUAUCACCUGCUGAUGGUCACGAUGCAGAUCCAGUUGCUGCAGCAGAGGAAAUGGCUUUCUGCAAAGCAUGUGCUCGAUUUGGUCUUGGUUUGUAUUUAUAUCACGAAGUAUAGACGUCAGAGAUCACGCGUGGAUCUACCCUGUUUACUUGACUGAGAAGAAGGGUGGUGCCAAUGCAAAUAAACGAGCGAUGUCGCUCCUUGUAGGCAUAUGAACGUAGCUUUGGAUUGCGAUACACCGAGUUGAAGAUUGAUUUGUUGAUUAUAUUGUUCAUUUCACAA
Syzygium oleosum is the source of this 999-nucleotide messenger RNA. Its product is annotated as DNA repair RAD52-like protein 2, chloroplastic. Gene Ontology annotation, biological process: double-strand break repair via homologous recombination. Gene Ontology annotation, molecular function: DNA binding. Lineage: Eukaryota; Viridiplantae; Streptophyta; Magnoliopsida; Myrtales; Myrtaceae. The transcript is spliced from 4 exons. The coding region runs from base 16 to 831 and encodes 271 amino acids. The record is from RefSeq and is a predicted model, not a curated record.